Notodromas monacha is the source of this 2997-nucleotide messenger RNA. The record is from the annotation of a GenBank genome assembly. NCBI's taxonomy places the organism in Eukaryota, Metazoa, Arthropoda, Ostracoda, Podocopida, Cyprididae.
AUGGCCAAGUCUUCGAUGCUUCGCAAUGGACGACUUCCGCGAGACACGCUUCCGUUGCGUUACGAAGUGCUUCUUGCUCCGGACCUGAACCGAUCCAAGUUGAGCGGCUCUGUGCAAAUAGACGCGGUGUGUGUGAAGGAAACUGCGGAAGUGGUGUUUCAUUCGGAUCCCAUGUUGGUGUGGGAUCGGGUUGCCGUGUCUUCGAGCAACGAUUGUGCAAAUUUUUUUGAGACUGGGAUCGAGCGGUCGGCAGAGGACCAGGCUGUGAGGCUUAGUUUGCCGAGGAAGUUGAAACCGGAAGAGAGGUUUCGUGUCGCUGUGGAUUUUUCGGGACAGUUUUCCGAGAAGCUUGUGGGCUUCUAUCGGGCGACUUACGCUGAGGAUGGGAAUGCCAAGCAUCUCGGGGUUACUCAUCUUUGGCCGACGGAAGCCAGAAGAAUGUUUCCUUGCUACGACGAACCCGACAUGAAAGCCGAGUUCUUGAUCAAAGUACAACGCCUAGCUUCGAUGACAGCCUUGAGCAACAUGCCGGUGAAAGCGACCCGACCAUGUGAUGAUGGAUGUUUGCUCGAGUCGAAAGAAGAAGUUGUGGAAGACGAGUUCGAAGUGACGCCGAAAAUGUCCACGUAUUUGUUGGCUGUCACGGUUUCGGAAUUUCAAAGCGUAACUGCGACGACCGACAACCAGACACUGGUUCGGGUUUGGAUGCCGCCGUCCUUGAAACGUCAGGCCAAGUUGGCAAUCGACAUUGCCCCUGUUGUGCUCAAGUUCUACGAAAAGCUGUUCGAUAUUCGUUAUCCCUUACCGAAAAUGGACCUAUUCGUAGCUCCCGAUUUGGCGUAUGGGGCCAUGGAAAAUUGGGGUUUAAUUACCUACAGGGCGCAGAGUCUGCUUUUCGAUCCCGCUGUGUCGACAGCGAAGGACCAGGUUCAGCUUGCGUCGACUGUUUCUCACGAAAUCGCGCACCAGUGGUUUGGAAACCUUGUCACGCCUUCGUGGUGGACAGAUCUUUGGUUGAAUGAAGGAUUUGCGUCCUACAUGGAAGUCAUUCCGAUUCAAGAGAUUUUGACGAAAUGGAAUGUUGGUGAAAGCUGCUAUUCGGAAAUGCUGCGUGGAGUGCUGGUUACUGAUUCUCUCAUGGCCUCGCAUUCAAUUUCAAAAACCGGCGUAACGACCACCAACGAAAUUAUGGAACUUUUCGACGAUAUUUCGUAUCGAAAGGGUUCUUCGUUGAUUCGAAUGCUCGUCGCUGUCCUCGGCAGGGACGCCUUUUUGCGCGCCUUGUCUGGCUAUUUGGCGGCGUUCGCCUACGGAAAUGCAUCUCAAGAUGACCUGUGGACUCAUUUGUCGAAAGCUGACAGUUCACGGUUACCGAAAAAUGCUUUGUUGAAGGAUAUUAUGGACUCGUGGACGCUUCAGACAGGUGAUUUUUUGCCCUUUGCUUUGAGUAUUUCUUCAGUACUGAUCAAGGAAUACAGAUUGUGCCUCGGCUAUCCUGUUGUGACUGUCGCGAGGAAAGACUCUGGCGAUGGGCACGAGCUACACGUUUCACAAAAGAGAUUCUUCCUUUAUCCAUUGGGAGCACCUGAGAAGGACCGGGACUCAGUUUCAUCUUGGUGGGUUCCGCUGAAUUUUGCUUCCGGAACCCGAAACAAUAGUACCCGCGACUGGAAAGACGCUCGUGCAGACGCCUGGCUCGAGCCAAACAGUGAAUACAAGUCGUCGCAGAAAUUUGGAGUGAAUGAGUGGAUAGUUGUGAACGUGGGGCACACGGGUUUCUAUCGAGUCAACUAUGAUGAUUUGAACUGGAAAUUGUUGGCGGAACAGCUGAAGGAAAACGCGGAGGUGAUCGAUCCCGUGAACAGAGCGCAAAUCUUGGACGAUGCGUUCAUGCUAGCCCGUGCUGGAUAUUUGGAGUACGAUUUAGCCGUUGAUUUGAUGGAUUAUUUGCCCGCGGAAACGUCGUACAUGCCGUGGUCGGCUGCGUUGAAAAGUGCCAAUUUUUUCAUCGACAUGCUCGAUGAUGGCGAGGAGGAACACGCCGGAGACUUGAAUCUUCUCAAGAAUUAUCUGAAGAAAACUCUGACGCCGGCCUUGGAUUCAAUGGAAGAAAACAGAAAUGGACAAACCUGCUGCAAUGAGACGUCGGGCCAAUAUGAAAACGUUACUAGCAUUUGGCUCGAAACCUUACUCGCAAAGUGGGGCUGUGAUUUAGGCCACGAGAAAUCUGUGAAGUUUGCUCGAGACGAAUUCAGUCGUUGGAUGACAUCCUAUGACCCCGAAAACCCUGAUAAACCCAUCAUUGAUCCAAACAUGAAAGAAAUGGUCUACUGUUGUGGCAUCAAUUUGGGCGGGAAAGCCGAGUGGGAUUUCGCAGCAAAACAUCUUUCCAGAACCUCUGUUGCAACGGAAAGGGACUUGAUUCUCAGUGCUUUGGCAUGCACGCAAAAUGUGUCCCUUUUAUCGGAAUACGCCGAACUCGUCAUCAAAGGAGGAACUGGAACCGAUUCUAAUCCUUUGAUACCGAAAGCUGAUUCAAUGACUGCCUUGCUAAAUAUUGCAGCCAGGAGCAACGUUGGAGGAAACCUCAUGUUGGAUCUAGUCACUGAUGAAUGGCCACGUGUUCAGAGCUUAUUUGGUACUGGGCGUUUGAAUGUGGGCAGAUUAUUCGUGCAGGUGGCAAAAGGAUUGUCUUCGACGCAAAAAAUCGAAAAGAUCAAGAAGUUUUCAGAAACGAACAAGAGUGCCUUGCACGGAGCAAACUUGUUGAUGCAAACAGCUGAAGAAUUCAUUCUUUCCAACAUCCGCUGGCAGACUGGAUUGAGGGCGAAAUUCAUGAAAGCACUUUCGCGGAAAUUCCGAUGAAUGUGAAAGAAAAAAAAAUUGCGUUUUCAAGUCCCGUUCGUGGUUUGCUGGUUUUCUGACGGGUUAUUUCGGAUUGGGCUUCCAAUAAAUUCGGGGAGCCAUUCGAAAAAUCCUCUGUGGUUAUUUCUUUUC